AUCUUGAGAGACAGGAAAACUAUCGGUAGUGGCACGAAAACUAACUCCCUGAAUCGUGGAGAACAAACCAUUAAUUUGUCAUUGUAAUGAAAAACUAUGCACAUUGUUAAUCUUACUGCCCUUCAGCAAUGGAUGACAGGACGGAUCCUGAGAGCCAUAGUACAGAUUUAAACUUGAUGGGGACAAACAAUCAUCUCCUUAAACCAUGUCAAGCUGAUGGAAAAGAUUCUGCAUCUACUAAAACCUGCAAUCACAAUAAGAAGUCUACCGAUAAAAGUGACGAGGAUGUCAUUCAUAACUCGCCAUUAGGAGGCGCUAAAAUGGACUGUGAACAUGACAGUGGGUCAGCUGAGCCUGCGAUUGUUGACCAACCUGUCAAUCAAGUGAAUUCUCCCAAUGGACAGAAGCCUUCCAAACCAUCAUCAGACUGUACAUCUUCUGGCAUCCCCACUGGGGAUAGCCCCAGUCUAUGUCUGAGCUUAAAUGAAACACCGUGCGUUCCUCAGGAUGUGGUAAUGUUGAGCCCAGAGAGCUCCAUGUGCAAGGACUCUCUGGAGGGGACUUGUGCAGAAGAAGAAACAUGUAGUGCUUCCUGUCUAACCACAGGGUUAAAGACUUCAGACAGGUCAGACACAAGGGCCAAAGAGCAAAUAGAUGAGCAAUGUAAUGUGGUCACUGUGGAAAGCGAUGCACACAAGACUAACUGCCUUGCACCUUCAGUUUUGAACACGAUAACUAAUCAACAAGACAACAGCUGCACAAAAUCGGUCAAAAGUGAGCUGACAGAAGAAAGAAGAGACCAACUGUGGAGGGGAACAUCUGUGGAUGAGCUUAGGAGGACGCCAUUGUGUGGUCAUCCAUUGCCCCAUUUGAAGGCUACACCCAGUCAUUCUGUUAUGAUCAGAACAGACCUGCUUAGAGAAGGUGACGUCCCUGUCCCAUACCCGAGCAAGUUCAGAGAUGCUUGGGAUGACCUCUCUGUGAAGAUGCCCUGUUCAGAGAAGAACCUCUUCCCAGUUGAGACAGAAGGUGGCAACACGAUCCAAAGCAGAUGGGACGUGAUCUGUGCGGCCUUGGAAAGUGAAUGCAAGAGUUCUCUGGACAUUAGGGAUGCAAUCCUGAGAUACAGUGCUGCUCAUGCCAAGCGAUGGGACUUCACUGCCCUAAAUGUACUUUGCACUGAUGCUCUGGAGCACAAUGAGGUCCAACGGCUGUUUGAGGUUCUUCUCCCCAGCAUGGUUCAGCUCGCGCUCAAUGCCACUCUCAUUUGCACACAGCCGAUCCCCCUGCUGAAGCAGAGGAUGAAUCACUCCAUCACGUUGUCCCAGGAGCAGAUCGCCUGCCUGCUGGCCAAUGCCUUCUUCUGUACCUUUCCUCGACGCAACGCCAGAAAGCCAGAAUACGUCAAAGACUAUCCAGAGAUCAAUUUCCACAGGUUGUUUGAGGGUUCUUCUCCAAAGAAGGUUGAAAAACUGAAAACUUUGCUGUGUUAUUUCCUGAGAGUCACCGAAUCCAGACCUACGGGCCUUGUGACGUUCACCAGACAAAGCCUUACCAAUUUUCCUAAAUGGGAAAGCUCCCGCACUCUACUUUCACGAUUGCACAUUACUUGUGAGGGAACUAUUGAAGAUCAAGGAUAUGGCAUGCUUCAGGUGGACUUUGCCAACCGAUUCGUUGGGGGAGGGGUGACUGGGGGGGGCCUGGUGCAGGAAGAGAUCCGCUUCAUCAUCAACCCUGAGCUGAUUGCGUCACGUCUCUUCACUGAAGCCCUGGACCACAACGAGUGCCUUAUCAUCACAGGAACAGAGCAGUACAGCAAGUACUCUGGCUAUGCUGAGAGCUACAAAUGGAAAGAGAGUCACAACGAUGAGACGCCAAGAGAUGAUUGGCAGAGGAGAUGCACAGAGAUAGUUGCGAUAGACGCAUUGAAGUACAGACACUUUCUAGAGCAGUUCCAGCCUGACAAGAUGAUCAGAGAGCUAAACAAGGCGUAUUGUGGAUUUUUCCGACCAGGAGUGAGCAGCCAGUACCUCUCUGCUGUUGCCACGGGGAACUGGGGAUGUGGAGCGUUCAGAGGAGACACACGACUCAAAGCCUUGCUGCAAAUGAUGGCCGCCGCGGAAAGUGGACGGGACAUGGCUUACUUUACAUUUGGGGAUGCUGAACUGAUGAGGGAUGUGAGCGACCUGCAUACAUUCCUCACAGACAAAGCAGUGACUGUUGGUAAACUCUUCGUAGAACUAAAGCAGUACUUUAACAUUGUAUGUAAGAACUGCUCUGGGCCGCAGCCAGAUGUGAGUUUAUAUGGAUUUCUUUAUGAGAGACUCAUCUCGGAUCCUGAACCCACUGAUACUGAGAAUACUGCUGCAACACCUAGCCCAUCUACAGGCUGACUUCAAUACAGGGAUCUAAACACUUUUUGGUGAAAUGCCUGAAAACUUUUAAAAUUGUUUCAAUGCCAUUCUGAGAUCUAGUCUACAGAAGCACAGUAUGCCUUGUCUUCUUUUACUUGCAAAUAUAGCACUCUGAAUGAGUCACCAAAUGUCCUACAGAAUUGACGAAAAUAGCAAUAGUUAAUCUUGGUUGCUGUAAUGUCUGGGCACAUUCUGAGAUUUUGUUGGUUUACAGAUAGCACUGCGUAAUCAAUGGUGGCCAAAUGUAUUGCAUGAUCUUGUGAAAAUUGUCAGUGGAAUGAGACAUUAGGACACUACUAUUGGUGUUUAGAUUCUUUAAACUGAUGGAAAUGAGUCAAUCUUGCAAUACAUACAUGAUAUGUUGUUUUCUGAGGUGUUGUAUGUUGUAUUCAGUAAUAUGCAUGAAAACAACAACCUAGAUACAGACUGCAGUGGAACACAGUUCCAUGUGAUUGAGAUCCCCAGCAUAAAUAAAGCUUAAAUCCUUUUUCCACAUCUAGUGUAUGUGUGGUAUUACUGCAGUUAACGCAAUCAUCAAAAUAACUUUCCCACUACAAUAGUUUUGUCGUAUGAAUGGGUCUAUUGAAGCGAUGGUGGUUUGAUAACUUUUCAUAUAUUCCUUGCAUGAUGUUUUAACAGGCUAUCAUGAUAGGGGGUGUGGGGUGGGAUUUCUAUUCUUAAUUUGUGUCUUUAAUUUUGUUAUAUUUGGGAUUUAAUAGGGUAGUAAAUAUUUUCUGUAUUAUGCAUUGUACAAUUAUUUGUUAAUUAAACUUUAAACUAUUAUUAUUAAACAGUUGAAGCUGCUCAACCUCCAAGUA
Sardina pilchardus (European sardine) is the source of this 3232-nucleotide messenger RNA. It is a transcript of the gene parga, whose product is annotated as poly (ADP-ribose) glycohydrolase a. Lineage: Eukaryota; Metazoa; Chordata; Actinopteri; Clupeiformes; Clupeidae. The coding region runs from base 129 to 2393 and encodes 754 amino acids. Gene Ontology annotation, molecular function: poly(ADP-ribose) glycohydrolase activity. Gene Ontology annotation, biological process: ATP generation from poly-ADP-D-ribose; nucleotide-sugar metabolic process; carbohydrate metabolic process. Gene Ontology annotation, cellular component: nucleus; cytoplasm. The transcript is spliced from 18 exons. The record is from RefSeq and is a predicted model, not a curated record.